Messenger RNA from Trypanosoma cruzi, 462 nucleotides. RefSeq lists its product as uncharacterized. Lineage: Eukaryota; Euglenozoa; Kinetoplastea; Trypanosomatida; Trypanosomatidae. The transcript has a single exon. Bases 1 to 462 code for a protein of 153 amino acids. The record is from RefSeq and is a predicted model, not a curated record.
AUGCGAGGGAAGUGCACCGCGACGGAGCGUCAUCCCGCCCUCAGCCUGCAGGGGAAUGUACACCCACAAAAUAUAUGGACGAGACACCACCAAACAGUCAUGCCCUUCCAUGCACCAAUAAAUAGGAGCGAAGAUGCGUUCUGGUGCGUGGGAGUCCACUCACAUAUUUUCAUUUCCACCGCAAUAAACGGUGAGGAAUCAGGUGCCACAGCAACGAAAAGAAGAAAUAAAAACGUCUAUUGCAGCACCUUACCAGCGAAAAGCAGGAACAACACAAACCGAAUUAUUGGCUGCACCAACACAAGAAAAAAAUGCACAAGAAGGAAAAAAAGAAAUUGUGUACCCUGCAGUAAUCCCAACACACGAUCCAGGCAUGAAGAUUUAUCCUCUGGAAAAACAAAACAAAGCGAACAAAACAACAUGUGCGGACAUUUGCCAACAUCCAAAGAGAAACACAAAUAA